Peronospora matthiolae is the source of this 558-nucleotide messenger RNA. NCBI's taxonomy places the organism in Eukaryota, Oomycota, Peronosporomycetes, Peronosporales, Peronosporaceae. The record is from the annotation of a GenBank genome assembly.
AUGGGGAGCGACGACAAAGCCGUAGCCAAGCCAACUGAGGACGAAAUGACUGGUCAGAAACGCAAGGCCAUUGACGAUGCAAAGAUUACGUCGUUCUUUAAGACUGGAAACGAGAAGCAGGAGGAGGAAAAGACGGACGAGACCGAGAAAAAGACGGAGAAAAAGGAGGACCAAGACGAUGACGAGAAUGAUGAAGACGAUGAAGACGAGGACGUUGAGGAGGACGAUGACGACGAAGAUGACGACGGUGACAGUGGAGAGGAAGAUAUGGCUCCGCGGAAGAAGAAGCGGCGGACGCGAGACAGCGAUGAUAGUGAAGACAGCGGUGACGAGUCCGAGCCUGAGCUCAAGAUGACGGAGGACGACCUUGUGGGCGUCGACACGACGAAUAUCAUCCCACGUUCUCGGCGCCGUGCGGCAGUUGCUGCGAUGGCGCUGGCGUCGGAGGAACUUGCAGCUUCUACGGGUGUUGCACCUGCUGCUGCUGCUGCGGUCAAUGAUCGUAAGGACGACGGCGACGACGAUGAUGGCGAAUCUAGCGACGAAGCGGAGUUUUAA